AUGCCCACGGCCUUGGAUCAAGUCGAGCUUUCCACCGACCAGGGGAAUUUGUCACUUGUUCAAGAAGAAAAUUAUGUUAUGUUGGCCUAUUGGGUUCUGAGGAGGGAUAUUCCAUGGGAAACUUAUAUGACCACUAAGCUGAUCACUGGAACUGGGCUUCAGUUGUUGAGGCGCUAUGAUAAGAAACUUGAUAAUUACAAGGCUCAGUUGCUCGAUGAUGAUGGUCCAGCUUACAUCCGUGAUUUUGUUAGCAUAUUGCGUGACAUAUUCAAGGAAGAAACUGUAGAGUAUGUUUUAGCUCUGAUCGAUGAACUGCUUUCAGCGAAUCCUAAAAGAGCAAGGCUAUUUCAUGAUAAGUCUCUCUCCAGCGAGGAUGCAUAUGAGCCUUUUCUAAGGCAAUGA
Molecule: messenger RNA, 402 nt
Organism: Striga asiatica
Lineage: Eukaryota; Viridiplantae; Streptophyta; Magnoliopsida; Lamiales; Orobanchaceae
Source: the annotation of a GenBank genome assembly